Messenger RNA from Canis lupus familiaris (dog), 3228 nucleotides. It is a transcript of the gene LMNTD2, whose product is annotated as lamin tail domain containing 2. The record is from RefSeq and is a predicted model, not a curated record. Gene Ontology annotation, biological process: chromatin organization. NCBI's taxonomy places the organism in Eukaryota, Metazoa, Chordata, Mammalia, Carnivora, Canidae. Gene Ontology annotation, molecular function: structural constituent of chromatin. The transcript has 14 exons. Gene Ontology annotation, cellular component: lamin filament. Bases 1067 to 3124 code for a protein of 685 amino acids.
GCCCUGGGGAGGCCGAGCCCAGGACACCUCAGUGCUGUCCGGGACCAGGCCUUCCGAGCCUGCUCCGCUCCCGCACGCUGGGCCCUGGGGGUCCUCCUGCCCGCCUGCUCCCCAGCACAGGAAGUCCUACAGAAAAGCGGGGGUGAAUGAGCGCGGGGCGGGGUGAGGCUGGAAGGCGUCGGUCUGUGUCAGGUCUGGCGCCUCAUUUCUGUUCUGGGCAGAGGGAACUGUUGUGGUUCUGAGAGUCCCUAGAGCUCCCCGAGGUGGUGGAGAUGGACUGGGGAGGGGGAGGCUCCUGGCUUGGGGGUUACGUAGGUGGGCAUCCGCCUCUGAGUGCCGAGAGGCUGCGGGAAGCACUCAGGAGGGGGGUCGCAGCAGGUGAGGGCCCGGCAAGCCCCCAUACACGGGCAGCAAUGCCCCCGCCGCUGCCAUAGUCAGGCUGUGGGAGCCUCCCCAAGGCUGGUUGGGGUGGCACACUGUGUGUGACUAUGGCAGGCCCUGCUGGUCACUCUGGGCCCCCGGGCCUGCUAAGGCCAGCUGGGCAACAACCCCGCCUCUCAGAGUUUCUCCUUCAGGCUGGGUCAGGAGGUGGGCCCAGGUCGUAGGGCCCUGCUCUGGGGUCUCCCUGGAAGCUCCUGGUAACAAAGAGCCCCUCCCCUUCUAGGUGCUGGUAUCCAUGGCAACACUAUAGAGCCUUUCUUUCCCUAGGUCUGUUUGGAUUUCAGGCCUCAGGUGAGUGUUGGGGGUAAGGCCUGGGCCUGGGGGCAUCACAGGCAAAGGACCAGGACCUCGGGUCCUAGAAGGCAAGGAUGAUAGGGGGAGGACAACAGGAAAUGUGCAAACGCCCAGGUGACACAUUGCGGGGCGGCGAGGGGGUGACCUGCUGCCUUGUCCUGGUCAGAAAUACACAGACACGGGUGUACACAUGACCAGCAGUUCAGUGUCCCGUGGGGUGCGUGUGCACACCUGCACACAUGUGCCUCUUUGAAGUGGUGCUGUCUGGGGCUGUCAGACGUGGGCACACACUCGCAGCCACAUAAGGAGAGCCCCACAGGGGUAUCCACACAUGGGACACGAGGACGACAGCCACAUCAUCCUCUCAGCUCCCCCAGGAACAUCAGGAAUGGCCCCUGAGUCUUGCCAAGAGGCUGAAGAAGCCAAGAAAGAGGCCCCCUUAUCCCUUGUGGGCCAAGCACUGGUCAAUGGCCCCCGGGAGCGUCCGGCUGGCACACUCCAAGACCCAGUGGCUCCCAAGUGCCCACAGGACACGAAGCCCAGCUCUUCACGGGUGGUCUUCUCCACCAACCUGCAGUUGACCCCUGAGUCCCUGGACCCUCGCGCCCUGCGGCUGCUCUGGGGUCAACGGGAACUAGAGAUCCAGGCUCUGAGGUGGGCCAUCCAGAACCGCCCGGAUGCCCGGCACUGCCAUGUCCUGCAGGAGGUGGCUGGGAUCCCACCUGAGAGGGGUGCACGCAAUCAGGAAAGGUUCCUGCAGAACAAGGUUCAGAAGCUGACUCUGGAGUUGAAAAAGCAGAAGGAACAGGCCCAGCUGGAGAAGUCCCAGCUGGAGGAACGUCUGCUGCAGACCGCGACCACCAUACAGCAGCUGGAGGCUGAGCUGCAGGCCUUCCAGAAGUCCUGCCUCCUGCAGCUGGCCCGCUCCUCCUGGGUGGGUCGCAUACUGCGAUCUUCCACAGGCAGUGUGGAGGUGGUAACCGCAGAAACCCUGCUGGAACUCAGCGACCUCCCUGAGAGCGACCAGGGCCCCUCCGCCGGGGAGGGUUUCCGGCUGGAGGAUGUGGACUGGAACAGCAUUGCCCAGCGGUAUCCUAACCUCUUCACCAACAUUGAGUGCAGCUCAGACCAAAAGCACCCACGGCCCCUGUCACCCCCAGAGGCCUCACUGUCAGGUGAGUGGGGCUCGGAGCUGCGUAGACGACACAUGGAACAGCGUCUCAAGAGUGUCGAGUGGAGUACCCUGCCCUUGGUGGGUACUAGCAGCUCAGGGGGCACGGACUCUGGCUCCAGCAGUGGCCAGCUGGCUGCGCGAUGCCGAGUGCGGAAGGUGACAGGACGCCCGCCUCGCUCGCCGGGCCGCAAGUCUUCUGAGCCCACCGAGGCCCACUCGAGGAUCUUCAGCAGGGAAAUGCAGACACAGACUGAAGGUCUCCUUUCCCCGGAUCUCCGGAAAGCCCAUCAGGACCAGCCUGGCAAGACUGUCCUGACGGGGGAGCCCUGUGCAGGUCCAGAGCACGGGCCUCCCAGGCGCCGCUGGAGCCCGACGGGUUCCUGCCUGAAGAUCAUUGCUGUUAGCCGCCGGGACAGGUUUGUACGUGUCCUCAACCAGUCGCUGGAGGAGACCGUGGACCUGAGUGGCCUCACGCUGCAGCAGCUUGUGCAAGACUUCCCUGUGUGCAUGUACCGCUUUCCCCCGGGCACGCUGCUGGCGCCUCGGCACCACGUCACGGUUUGGGGUGAGGGGCCCCGCAGCACGAAGAAGCAGUUGCCUUCGUCCUUGGGAUUCCACUUCAACCGAGGAUGCGUGACUCUCCUCCUGAACCCCAAGGGCGAGGUCCUGAGUGAGUAUCAGGCCCCCCACGGCGUGUCCCGCGGCUCAAGGAUCUUCGUGGACAACGCCGACUUGUCCAUUGACCGCUUCCCGCUCCCAGAGGCCGCGCCUGCCUCCGCCACCUUGGAGCAGAUGCCCGGGACCCAGCACUCGCGUGCGGGCAGGGCGCGGGAGCCCCGGGCCAGACAGCGGAGGCCCCGGCCCCUUCCGUCCAGGACCGCCCUUCCCUCGGGGGGCGGGCUCCGCGUGUCACGACGCCCUCGCCCCACCGGGACGCGGGGCCCCUUCCCGCGGCAGAGCGCCAGCAAGCUCUUCCGCCCGCCCGAGGCCACCGGGACCCGCGCGCCGGAGCGUCUGCCCGCCAUCCCCGAGACCGGGCUGUGCCUCGAGGACCGCCAGGCCAGGAAGGAGCCCAGGGUCCUGGUGUGCAGGAAAACCGUGGACCGGAGCUGCCCGAUGGUGGCGCUCUCGGUGCAGAGCACGGCUGAAAGCAGAUUCGGCUUCCGCUUCCUGCCCUGCCCGCCGGUCACCGCGGGCCCUAACGUACGGGUGUAGCGGGUGCGGGGGGUGCGAGGCACGGAGGUUGGGUGCCCGGACCGAGGGGCGGCGCUGGGGGAGAGUCGUGGGAGGCAGGCCGUGCCAGCUGCAUCAUAUAUUGA